This is a messenger RNA of Penicillium canariense, 1290 nucleotides long. Its product is annotated as SPFH domain-containing protein. Gene Ontology annotation, cellular component: membrane. Bases 1 to 1290 code for a protein of 429 amino acids. Lineage: Eukaryota; Fungi; Ascomycota; Eurotiomycetes; Eurotiales; Aspergillaceae. The transcript is spliced from 2 exons. The record is from RefSeq and is a predicted model, not a curated record.
AUGGAGGGUACAUCCCGCCAGACAUCGAGACUCCUCCGGAUUCGAGGUGCUAACCUCCUUCCCCAGCAGCGCCGCCUUGCCCGACCAGUCGCCGCGCUAUGCAUGACCCCAACACAGUGUCGAGCGGUCUCGAAUUCUCCACGGAAUCUUGCCCCAGAGUCCCUCUUCAGUAACUUUGCUGCCGCGAGCGGCGCGCAGGGAUCCAGCCUUGGUCCCACCACCUACUUCACAAACCGCCAGACUCUCCCCGCCAACACUGUCGUACGGUUCGUUCCGCAGCAGACAGCCUGGAUUGUUGAGCGAAUGGGCAAGUUCCACCGGAUCUUGGAGCCGGGUCUUGCUAUUCUUAUUCCAUUUGUGGAUCGCAUCGCGUAUGUGAGGAGCUUGAAGGAAUCGGCUAUUGAGAUUCCGAGCCAGAAUGCUAUUACGGCGGAUAACGUUACCUUGGAGUUGGACGGUGUGCUGUACACAAGGGUCUUCGAUGCUUAUAAAGCUAGCUACGGCGUCGAGGAUGCGGAAUAUGCCAUCUCCCAGCUGGCGCAGACGACAAUGCGAUCCGAAAUCGGCCAGCUUACUCUGGACCACGUUCUGAAGGAGCGCGCCACCCUUAACACCAACAUCACACAAGCCAUCAACGAGGCUGCACAGGACUGGGGCGUCGUCUGCCUGCGUUACGAGAUCAGGGACAUUCAUGCGCCGGACGGCGUUGUGGCAGCCAUGCACCGCCAGGUCACGGCUGAGCGGUCGAAGCGAGCGGAGAUCCUCGAAUCCGAGGGUCAGCGCCAGAGCGCAAUCAACAUCGCUGAGGGUCGCAAGCAGUCCGUGAUUCUUGCAUCCGAGGCGCUGCGUGCCGAGCAGAUUAACCGCGCUUCUGGUGAGGCCGAGGCCAUCCAGCUCAAGGCUCAUGCCACGGCCCGCGGAAUCGAGGCUGUUGCCCGAGCCAUCCAGGAGGGCCAGGAAAGUGCCCAGGGUGCCCUCAGCCUGCGCGUGGCUGAGCAGUACGUCGAUGCUUUCUCCAAACUGGCCCGUGAGGGCACCGCGGUGGUGGUCCCGGGUAAUGUCGGUGACAUGGGUGGCAUGAUUGCCUCGGCCAUGUCGGUUUAUGGCAAGAUCAGCGAGACCCAGGCGAAGAGCUUUGCUGCCAAGGCCCUCGGCGAGGAGACUGCUCAUGCUACUAGCAAGUCCCAUCAGUCCGAUGUUGACGAUAUCGAGUCCGCCGAUAAGGUUCACCAAAAUGAUGUUGCGCAGAGCGUGCUGGACGGAUUCGAUCAGACCAGCAAGCAGAAUUAA